CCCAGGCCCUCGUUUUUCGCAUGCAUCUGCUUUGAUCAACGACAAGUUAUAUGUGAUGGGUGGAUUUGUACCGGGCAAUUCGGAAUUACCCAUUAAUUCGGAUUUUUUCUUUCUCGAUGUGACAGAAAUUCCUCUUUCCAAACCAUCGACCGACCUUUCACAUCUCACCGUUACGUCUACGUGCUGGGCAACAGCGGUCGCAGGAGGAAGGGAUGGUUCACAAUUUAUAAUUUUUGGGGGUCAUAAUGGUAGUUUGAUAUUAGCGUUUGACACAACCACAAGCACAUGGCUACAACCAACGAUUCUGGGAAUCCCUCCGAUACGGCGAAAGAAAACUCAGGCAGUAAUUGAUUCCAGCGGAAAGAUGUACAUCUUUGGCGGGUCCACAGAUUAUCCAGUUCUAAAAUUCUUUAAUGAUAUGAUAAUAUUGGAUACCAUCUCUUGGAGCUGGAAUGUUGAAGUAUUUAACAAUUCCCCUUCUCCAAGAGACAGUUUCACGGCUGUGAUAUUACCUUCUGGGAUUAUCGUUUAUAUUGGGGGGAGUUCGUCAGAUGGGUAUUAUAUUCCAAUGGAACAGAUACAUACAUUUGACACACUUUCGCUUUCAUGGAGUUCUAUGAAUGCUACCGGGACCAUCCCCUCGUCACGUUGUGGAGCCUCAUCCGUCUUAACAACUGAUGGACGGGUUUUCGUCUUUGGAGGUUCGAUAAGAGUUACCGAUGAUAUUUAUGAGGAAGCAUACCCCAAUUUGGCCGUCUUAGAUACCACAAAAACGCCGUAUGAAUGGUCCACUCCGCGAACAACAAAUACUGCGCCGCCUUCGCUCAGUUGGCACUCAUCUACUUUAGUUAAUGACAUAAUAAUUAUUGCAUUUGGAAAUAUCACUAAUUAUGGUCCAAGCUCAGAGAUAUAUAUGCUAGAUACAAGAAGUUAUACGUGGAUAACAUCAGGUCCCGCGUUCAGUCUUUCAUAUCAAAUGGUCAAACGCAGUAACAACGAUACAUCAUCUUCCUCUUCUCCCAUCAGCACUUCAGGGAUCGUAGGAAUAGCGAUAGGAGCAGCAUUUUUUGGAAUACUCAUAGCACUUUUUACAAUUGUUUUGUUUUAUCGUAGAUAUAAAAGAAAGAAGGCAAGAAAUGCCACCGACUCAUCAACCUCAUCGUCACAAGUGUUAACAACACCAAACGCUAUUUCGAAUAACAGCAAUUUAAUACCAAGCAAUCAGCAAUACCUCAAAACUCCAACUUCGAAUAACAAUAAUUUAAUACUAAGCAAUCAGCAAUACCCCAAAACACCGACUCCAAAGCCACAACUACCGCCUCAGAAACAUAUAAUUCAAUAUCAAUUUGUGCCCGAUCCUAAUCCUUCCUUAAACACACCAUAUAACUCUCAACCUGUUGCGGUAAUUCCAUCUAGUGGUAGUAGUUAUCACCAAUAUUCACCUCAGUCACAAUAUUAUCCAGCCCCUCAACCUCAAUCGUCUCUAGUUAUGCCUACAUUUCAGCCAUCUCCGGUUCAACAAAGUUUAUCGGUACCGCUACCGCCGCCGUCACCGUUUCCUUCCACCUCAUCACAAUAUCAUCAAUCUUCACCUCAACGUUCGCCCCGAAUUUCGCCCCAAUCUUCAACCUCGUUCCAACAACCUCCAGUCAUGCCACAUUUUCAAUAA
Messenger RNA from Acaulospora morrowiae, 1669 nucleotides. The record is from the annotation of a GenBank genome assembly. Lineage: Eukaryota; Fungi; Glomeromycota; Glomeromycetes; Diversisporales; Acaulosporaceae.